GACUACUCCUCAGUCUUAUUCUCUUGACAAGGCACACGGUGGUCAGACUGACAACAGCGCAUAGACACCAUGUCGGACACCGCCGAAGUUACCCUGUACUACGCGCCCGGCACCGUGGCCGCCCUGUCACUGAUGAUCCUUCUGGAGGAGAAGGGGAUCCAGUACACCGCUAAAGCCGAAAUGGACGAGGACAACCCCAGCGACGAAGUCAAGAAACUCGACCCCAGACAGGAGGUCCCAAUCCUGCAACACGGCGAAGUGGUGUUAACUGAGUACCUGGCUGCCUUGAUAUACUUAGAGGAAACGUUCGGAGGGACGAAACUCAUUCCCGACGAUGACCUGACGAAGGAGGCCCUGGUCCUGCAGCGCAUGUUCAGCGCCGAGCACGUGGGACUGGACGACACCACCAUCUGCAGCUACUGGGAGGACUGGGAGGAAUAUGAGGAGGAAGAGGACGAAGAAUUCAACGAAGAGGAAUUCGAAAACGAUGAGGAACUUGAGGCGGCGUACGAGGAGGCAGAUGAGGAAGACGCCAUGGAGGAUCUGGCGGAAGAACUCAUGGUUUGGGAGGAAUAUCUGAAAGAGGAAGGCGGCCCGUACAUCGCUGGGACGGAGUUCACCAUGGCAGACGUUGCUUUCUUCCCUGUGCUGUCCUUCGUCAUGUGGAUGGGGUUCAAGCCCGAGGCAACGUAUCCAGAACUGCACAAAUACUACGAGGCGCUCCGAGAACGUCCGACUAUCCAAACUGCGUGGCCGGAGGAUUGGAACACACCGGCACCGGGAAAGCCGUUCCAAUAUCUGGACGAGCACUUGGAGGACGAAGAGGGGGAAGGAAAAGAAGGGGAAUAAAUAGAAUUCUCCGCGUUGUGUAUUAAUUGUAGGGACAACGAAUCAAUGAUAAUAGAGGUUUCAAACAUUGGACAGUUUUAGACAUUAGCAGUCAUUUGAGUUGUACGUCAUGUGUGAAACACAGUAUUAGUUUAAGUAGUAGAACACUUCAAUCAUACUCUUGUGUAUGAAUAUGUAUCGUAUACCAUUGUCAUUUUAUGUUUAUAUAUUAAGCUUCAGAAAAAAGAAAAUGAACCCUCCCUUGCAUUCUGGAAAAAAUGCUCGUGACUAGCUCUGCAAUGUUUCAUACAACUAGAAAGGUAACAUUUGCAAAGCAAAUGCAUAAUGUUUACCUUCGCAUAUGGUCUUAAUUGUCGGAUAACGAAGCAAUGGCAAUAGAAGUUCCAAACAUUGGACAGUUUUCCGACAUUAGCAAUCAUUUGAGUUGUACGUCAUGUGUGAAACACAGUAUUAGUUUAAAAAGUUCAAGCAUACUCUUUUGUAUGUGAGUGUAUCGUAUACUAUUGUCAUUUUAUGUUUGCUGUCUUGUAAUAUUGACAGUAGUGGCAA
Molecule: messenger RNA, 1398 nt
Organism: Branchiostoma belcheri (Belcher's lancelet)
Lineage: Eukaryota; Metazoa; Chordata; Leptocardii; Amphioxiformes; Branchiostomatidae
Product: glutathione S-transferase A-like
Exons: 6
Coding region: 70-849 (259 amino acids)
Biological process (GO): L-phenylalanine catabolic process; glutathione metabolic process
Cellular component (GO): mitochondrion
Molecular function (GO): glutathione transferase activity; maleylacetoacetate isomerase activity
Source: RefSeq, a predicted model, not a curated record